GACUCUUGGUUAUUAUUAGUGCAAUUGAAACCUUCCAAAGACUGUUUCCAUGGCAGGUUCAUCAUCAGAUCACGAUGCGACACCAUUGUCAUAUUUCAAGUAUGAUGUUUUCCUGAGUUUUAGAAGCUACACAAGGCUCAGAUUCACAGACGCACUCUAUCAUGCUUUGGUCAACAAAAGAAUCGAGACUUUCAGAGAUAGAGAGAAUCUGAGAACAGGCGAGGAACUCGAAGGUGCUCUUGUUGAAGCAAUUGAAAGAUCAAGGAUGUCAGUUCUUAUGUUGUGUGAUGAGUAUCCAACUUCCAAGUGGUGCCUUGAUGAACUCGUCAAGAUCAUGGAGUGUUCGGAGCACGGAACAAAGCGACCGGUGUUACCAGUUUAUUACUAUGUGGAAAAAUCAGAUGUGCAGUUCCAGCUCAAUGAAUAUGCAAAAGCCAUGACUAAUCAUCAAGAAAAAGGCAGAUACAAUCACAAGUUGGAAGCAUGGAGGUCAGCCUUGUCUCAAGUUGGCAAGAUUUAUGGUCCACUCUGUAAUCAGAAUACACCUUGGGGUGUGGUUAUUGACAACAUUGUUGAAGAGGUCUCAAGGAGACUUCCUUCUAUUCCUUUAUAUAUUGAUCGCCCACUUGGAUUAGAUUCUCAGCUUGAAGAGGCGAAAUCACUUCUAGAGGUUGAUUCUCAUGCUGCCUGUUUCAUGCUGGGAAUUCAUGGAGAUGGUGAACUAAGAAAAUUUGUUUUGGAGCUAUAUAAUGAGAUUAGAGGUCAUUUUAAAGCUGGAAGUUUUCUUUCUAAUGUUAGUGAAAAAACAAAAAGAGGUGGCUUAGAAGGUCUGCAAAAAACGCUUUUGUCUGAAAUGGGAGAGGAAGUGAAGACUGAGAUAGGAAGCAUAUCCAGAGGAUCCUCUGAAAUUAGACAAAGGCUUGGCAAAAAGAGAGUUCUUCUAGUUUUGGAUGAUGUUGAUAGCAUACAACCAUUGGAAUCAUUAGCAGGGGCAGGUGAUUGGUUUGGUCCUGGUAGUAGGAUCAUUACAACAACAAGAAAUGAAGGUGUGCUAGAUAAGCAUGCAUUAAAAAAAGGUGUUGAGAUUAAGAAAUUUUGCUUCGAUGAAGGUGAAUUCGAAGGCAUGGAAUCAGAUGACAAACAAAAGAGGUAUGUUGUGGAAGAAGAUGUAGUAGGUUUUGAGGAUGACAUUGCCAUUUUAAUUAAGAAGUUGCAGGGGGAUUCACACAAUAAUGUUGUCUCCAUCAUUGGUAUGGGUGGGUUGGGCAAGACUACUCUUGCUCGAAAGAUCUACAGCAGCAAAGAGGUCAAGAAAUUGUUCCCUUAUUGCGCAUGGAGUUAUGUUUCCAAAGACUACAACAAAAAGGAAGUUUUGUUGAGAAUUCUUGAUUUCUUGAUGAGUUCAACAUCUAAAUUUAAAGAUUCAAGUGAGGAGGUUUUGAAGAAUGAAGUGGGAAAGUGUUUGAAAUGGAGCAAAUACCUUGUGGUGCUUGAUGAUAUCUGGGAACCUGAAGCAUGGGACGAUUUGAGGGAUACCUUUCCAAAUGAUAAAAAUGGCAGCAAAAUACUAAUAACAAGUCGUAAUGAAAUGGUGGCAAACUAUACAAAUCCAAGUAAGCCUCCUCACUUUUUUUGGCUUACUUGACC
Molecule: messenger RNA, 1647 nt
Organism: Arachis duranensis
Lineage: Eukaryota; Viridiplantae; Streptophyta; Magnoliopsida; Fabales; Fabaceae
Product: disease resistance protein RUN1-like
Exons: 2
Coding region: 50-1645 (531 amino acids)
Biological process (GO): signal transduction; defense response
Molecular function (GO): ADP binding
Source: RefSeq, a predicted model, not a curated record